Messenger RNA from Elephantulus edwardii (Cape elephant shrew), 927 nucleotides. Its product is annotated as olfactory receptor 12D2-like. Gene Ontology annotation, cellular component: membrane. The coding region runs from base 1 to 927 and encodes 308 amino acids. The record is from RefSeq and is a predicted model, not a curated record. Lineage: Eukaryota; Metazoa; Chordata; Mammalia; Macroscelidea; Macroscelididae. The transcript has a single exon. Gene Ontology annotation, biological process: G protein-coupled receptor signaling pathway. Gene Ontology annotation, molecular function: G protein-coupled receptor activity; olfactory receptor activity.
AUGCUGAAUCAAACAUCAGUCACUGAAUUUCUUCUGCUGGGACUGACAGAUGUUCAAGAGCUGCAGCCUUUGCUCUUUGUGGUUUUCCUCACCAUCUACUUUGUCAAUAUAGCUGGGAAUGGAGCUAUCCUGGUGGUUGUCAUAAUUGAUCCAAAACUCCAUUCACCUAUGUAUUUCUUCCUGGGAAAUCUAUCCUGUCUAGAUAUCUGCUACUCCACAGUAACAAUGCCAAAGAUGCUGGAAGAUUUUGUUUCUACAAACAAAGCAAUAUCUUUUGUGGGAUGCAUAAGCCAACUUCAUUUCUUUCAUUUCCUGGGUAGCACAGAGGCCAUGUUGUUGGGUGUGAUGGCCCUUGACCGCUUUGUGGCUAUCUGCAAACCACUUCAUUACACUGUCAUCAUGAACCAUCAGCGCUGUACCCAGAUGGCUGUCACAGUGUGGACUAUUGGGUUUUUCCACGCUCUGUUACACUCCAUAAUGACCUCCAACUUGAACUUCUGUAGUUCCAACCAUAUUUAUCACUUCUUCUGUGAUAUUAAACCAUUGCUAAAAUUGGCUUGCGGGAACACUGAGCUCAACCAGUGGCUGCUCAAUACUGUCACAGGGACCAUUGCCAUGGGGCCUUUUUUCCUCAUACUUCUCUCUUAUUUUUACAUUAUCAUAUACCUUCUCAUCAAGACUCGUUCUUGCAGUAUGCUUCAAAGAGCAUUGUCCACGUGUGCUUCUCACUUCAUGGUAGUUUUUCUUCUCUAUGCUCCUGUUCUAUUCACUUAUAUUCGACCAGCCUCGGGCAGCUCCAUGGACCAGGACAGGAUCGUUGCCAUCAUGUAUACUGUGGUCACUCCUGUUUUAAACCCAUUGAUCUACACUUUGAGGAACAAGGAAGUAAAGAAGGCUUUGGUCAGGAAAAUAACUAAGGCUCAGUAA